GAUUUGUGAUCGCUAGGUGGCGGUGGUAUCGUGUUCUUGAAUAACUUACGUAACACCGAAGAAGAGUUAACCAAGCAACGGAUGCAGGAACCGGAAACACGCUCCUAACACACGUGUGUCUACGUCCGUGGUGUGGAAACAGUCGAGUGUACUUGUAACAGUUUGUAAUUUAUCUUUCUUUAUAUAAAUAGCACACUGAAGCAGUGCACGAAGUUUUCGGGUCAACAUGAAAACCCCGGGAGAGUGUGUUACGACUGAAAUGUCAGAGCCCGAGUUAACAGAAGAGCCCGAAAGCACGCAGGACGUGGAUAAAGUUACACGGACUCGUAGCGGACGCAGGGUCCGCACGCCAGCCCUCUUGGCCGACUCUCAGGUCCCUAGUCCAGCAAAGCCCUCCACACGCAGGACGAGGAAAUCUGUUAUUUCUUUGGAUAAAGGAGAUUCGGAGGAAGGACACACCAUGACGAGUAUAUCAGAGGCGCCCGUAGGAGAGUCUACAGAUUCCCCCAUGAUGCUUGAAAACGAGUCCAAUAAAUCAGAAGGACGUAUAGAAACGGUCCCUAGUACGUUGGAAACGGCCCCCGUACACCCCGGUGAAAAGCCCCAGGAGGCGGCUCUAUUUGUCCCGGGAACGAAACAGACCACGGCAUCACAGAUACCUCUGGGGAAACCGAAAUCGGGUCGAGUAUGGAAGGACCGGAAUAAACAAAGGUUCUCUGCAGUGGUCAGGGAUAAGCCCCUGCGUACUUCUUGGGGGAAAAAGAUGGCAGCCAAACAAGAGCAGCAGUUGGUCAAAAAGUUCUCCCUUCAACUUAAACAAGACAAAGCCAAAGAGAAAGAGGACAAGAGGAAACGGACGGAGGAGACAUUGAAACGACGUGCUGAGAAUGAGCGCAAGUCAGAGAUUGUUCAAGUGAUCCGGAAUACAUCAAAGAUAAAGAGGAUGAAGAAGAAACAGCUGAGGAAAGUUGAGAAGAGGGAUACAUUGGCCAUCCUGCAGAAGACCCAAAAUGAGAAGACUAAGGGUCAGCGUAGCCGGAAAGAAAAAGUUGUUGAUAAAUAAUGCGGUAGCCAAAAAUCUGUGCUCCGUCAGUAACUUCUAUUUCAUUGAUGCUGUUCUUUUUUUGAUAAAAUGAAGCUUAUAUUUCAGUGCAUUUAUCUAAAUACAUUAAAAAAAUGCUCAAUAAGAAA
This is a messenger RNA of Gadus macrocephalus (Pacific cod), 1191 nucleotides long. RefSeq names its product coiled-coil domain containing 86 (gene ccdc86). Gene Ontology annotation, cellular component: nucleolus. The record is from RefSeq and is a predicted model, not a curated record. The coding region runs from base 227 to 1063 and encodes 278 amino acids. Lineage: Eukaryota; Metazoa; Chordata; Actinopteri; Gadiformes; Gadidae. The transcript has 4 exons.